Molecule: messenger RNA, 3426 nt
Organism: Rhineura floridana
Lineage: Eukaryota; Metazoa; Chordata; Lepidosauria; Squamata; Rhineuridae
Gene: CREB3L3
Product: cAMP responsive element binding protein 3 like 3
Exons: 10
Coding region: 282-1670 (462 amino acids)
Biological process (GO): regulation of transcription by RNA polymerase II
Cellular component (GO): nucleus
Molecular function (GO): RNA polymerase II cis-regulatory region sequence-specific DNA binding; DNA-binding transcription factor activity, RNA polymerase II-specific
Source: RefSeq, a predicted model, not a curated record
GCAGAGAGUUUAGCAGGCAAACCAGAGUAUUCUUGAACACUCAAGCCACGGACAGUUUAGCUCUCAGCAAACCUCACUCAGAUCUAAGGAUGGAAAGACCUGUCCAUUUCGGCUGUCUCCGUUUCCCAUUUUGCCACUCUGAAAUUCAGUUCUGCAACAACUUAUGAUGUUUUUUUAAAUCCACACGAAAGUACAAAUUUCUCCCGUUCAACACAUUUUUGUGUGCCGUUUUGACUAAUGUACUUUUGCAAGCACUUUCUCCUAACAGAAGGAGCUUUGCCAUGGCCGCCUCCAACCUUGACAGCAUGGAGUUACUGGACCUCUUGUUUGACCGGCAGGAUGGCGUCCUUCGCAGUGUAGAGCUUGGAGCGCCUGAGACGCCUUGGAUGGGAUCAGAAGACAGCCGCUUGCUGAAUGCACAAGAGAAUGAGGAUUUCAUCAAUUCCAUUUUGGGGCCCUCCGAUGCUGUCCUUGACUCCCCAAGCUGGUCUCCGGCUGCCAGUGACAGCGGUUUAUCCGAGGACCCGAGUUCUGACCAGCUGGACAGCCCCCCGCAUUAUGUUCCAACGUGUAGCCCGGGAUCCUACUCAGACGGCGGGUCACACCACAGCGAUUUGGCUUACUCAUCGUACCAGGAUGCCCAUCAGACCACACCUGCCCUGAAUGCAGUGGGCGCUGAACCGAGAGAGGCAGAGGUGUCUAUAGAUUUCAAUAUGUGGGAUGUAGGAUUUUACCCAGAGGAGAGGCAGGAACUAGCCACCCCACACUUGAAUUCACCCUCGUGCACCCUGACCAUAAAAGACCUUCUGCUGUCUAACAACUGUGAGAUGCAUCCACAAGCCAUCAACCCUUCCCUGGUGAGGCAAAGCCCUGGGGCUUGCCAAGAACUGGUCCUGACUGAGGAUGAGAAGAAGCUGUUAGCCAAAGAAGGAGUCAUGUUGCCCACCCAGCUGCCUCUCACCAAGUACGAGGAGAGGGUACUCAAGAAGAUCCGCCGGAAGAUCCGGAACAAACAGUCGGCACAGGAAAGUAGGAAGAAGAAGAAGGAGUAUAUUGAUGGCCUGGAGAGCCGGAUGUCUGCGUGUACCGCUCAGAACCAGGAGCUGCAAAGGAAAGUUGUUCACCUGGAGAAGCAGAACUUGUCUCUCCUUCAGCAGCUGAAGAAGCUUCAAGCGCUGGUGCUUCAGUCAAGCAGCAAGGCAGCCCAAACUGGCACUUGUGUUGCGGUCCUGCUGCUCUCCUUUGCCCUGAUCAUCUUUCCGUUCAUCAGCCCUUUCACCCGUAACAAAACCGAGACAGAAGGCGACUUCAUACCUGUGAGAUUUUUUUCCAGGUCCCUCAACAAUGAUGCUUCUUCCAGAGUUGCCUAUUCCAUGGUGAGGGAUGCCGACCAGAGCCCCAACGAGCCUGAGAAGUCCUUCUGGACCAAAUUCGUCCGCAAAGGUCACCUCGGGCAGGAGGAUGCACCCGGCAAACUGAUAGUCAGCCACGUCUUCUCGAGACCCCACCACGCAGGAGAGACUGUGCUGGACAAUGGCACUGAGGCUUUUCCAGAGGGCACCCGCCCGCACUUGGAGGGGCAUGCCGACGGCAUCACUGGGCACACCCUAGCAUCGCUGGCAUGGACAGAGGCUGGCAAGGUGGUCCUGGACCAGGCAGAGGAGCUGUGACCGUCUCUCCCUGCUGCCUUCUAGUUCGGGGACUUCAUAGGGGUGGCGAUGGGGGUAUAGACGUGUGUAGACCAAAUUUCUCCUCUCCCCUUGAGCUGAGAGAAAGGUAUAGAGAGUCCUCUGGGGGUGCUAUGUGAAAGAGAGCCAAGAGAGGGUAUCAAGAGCCCCCUGUCAGUGAGGGCUUUGGAAAAACUCGACGUCCCUACACAAUGCCCCGUGCAUACUUGCUGUUCGUAGGGGGGCUGCAAGGCCUGUUUCAAGGAGCCUAGCUCUAAGCUCAGUUAGCCACAGGAAGGAUAUAGUCCGCCAUUUGCCCAGUGGACAUCUUACUCAUCAAGCCCUCCUCUGCCUUAGAGAUCUCAUCAGGCAUCGCCCACAUGUUUCUGAGCAUAUUUUUGCAGUCAUGAGGGCUGGAAGCGUCAUCUUUUCUCUUUGAAGUGAAAGCUAGGGCUGGAAAGAGACAGCCAUUUCCAUCCUGCGUUUGUUGCAAUCAGUGCUGUUUCCACCCCGCUGCAGUUCGGCUUCCGCUAAAACCUAUGUUUGUUUGUUUUUUGCCUUGCUAUCCGCUAUGGAUGAAACGAACAUGAUUAAUGACAUAAUCAGUUUCAGUGGAAGGGAAACGUCAUAAACAAUGCAGAAAAUAAAUUGUUUAUCUAAUGCUUGCAAACUAAAAAAAGAUAGCUAAUACUGCUUGUAUUUGCGUGCAUGAUUUCUAUUCCUGAGCUAUGACGAACAUGCAAAUUGGGGAUUUUUUUUAAACCAUUUCCAUUUCUGGCAGAAUUCUGCAGUAUUUCUAGGGAAAGCUGAGGUUAUCAACGAGCUGAAUUCGGGGCCAAAUUCUAUAGCUUAUGGAUGGUAUUCAGUACUAGUCCUACUCAGAGUUGGAAUAAAUAGACAUGACUAACGUGGGUUCAUUAAUUUCAGUGGAUCUACUCUGAGCAGGACUUAGUUGAAUGCAGCCGUGUGCGUGUGCCCCUGUGGAAUUGCAACACAGACAUGCCCCUGGCUAUGUUAUUUUAUUGUAGACCAGGGCUUCCCAAACUGUGGUCCAUGGACCACCAAUGGGCCACAAGCUUCACUCAGGUGGUCCGACGCGUGUCUGUGGAUCUGUGGUUGAAGACGGGAGACGGCACAUGCAUCACAUUUAACAGUCACAUUGGUCUUUAAUUGCAUUUUCCUUGCUCUUUUAUUUCUUACCUUGUAUUUUAUUGUGUUACAAUUUUAAAAUAUAGAAGACGCAAAAGAAGCAACAAAAAUGCAGUUAAAAACCAUACAUUGUCUAGCAGGGCACGUCACAGUCGCUACAACAGGAAGGCAAAUCGUUAUGUGGUUCACCAAGACCCUCAGUGAUUUUUAAGUGGUCUGUAGUUGAGGAAAAAAAAUUGGGAAACACUGCUUUAGAGUAAGAGUUGAUAAGCUUGUAUAAUCCAGUUCCUAGAGCCAGUUUGCAGUGUACAAUAAAACACGCGACUGGAAGGGCCCGUGAUCUGCAGUUCUCAGUCCAAUGUGCAAAUCGGAUCGGAGUUAUCCACUGGGUUUUGCAUUUCUCUGGAUGUUCCAACUUAAUAAAAGAUUGUAUAAAAGGACUGUAUCCAACUAAGCUCUACCUAGAGCAGACCUAUUGAAAAUAAUAGACCUAAGUGAGUCAUGUUCAUUCAUUUCCAUGGGUCUACUAGUAGAACUAACAUUGUCUAUUCGGAAAGGAAAAUGUGUUUUGAAAUAUAUUAUUUUGAGAGUAAAUACAUUUAAAUACAAA